Molecule: messenger RNA, 965 nt
Organism: Marmota flaviventris (yellow-bellied marmot)
Lineage: Eukaryota; Metazoa; Chordata; Mammalia; Rodentia; Sciuridae
Gene: Tmem139
Product: transmembrane protein 139
Source: RefSeq, a predicted model, not a curated record
CAGUGGGCUGCAGCCUAUCGUGCAUAUUCCCCUGGCUGUAGGCACAUGCAUCCCUCCGUUACAUCACCAUGGCCGCUGCUAAGGAAGCAUGGCUGACUGUGGGGACAUUGGAAGAUAACCGGGACAGACAGGGCAUUCUGGGCAGGGCCAUGGUGCCAAGCCAAUUGUGGGGGAGACUGGAGAAACCACUUCUCUCCCUGAGUUGUGCCUCCCUACUCCUGGGGCUGGCUUUACUGAGCAUACGGCCAGACAUCGCCCCUGUUGCUUAUUUUUUUCUCACCUUGGCUGGCUUCUUCUUGUUUGCCUCCCUCCUGGCCUGUUUUCUGGAACGGGGGCUCCGAUCAAUGCAGACAGAGAGCCCAGAGACCCCAAGCAAUGCACGGGACAAUGAAGCUUUUGAGGUGCCAACAUAUGAAGAGGCCAUGGUAGUGUUGGAAUCAGAGAGCCACCCCCAACAGCUGGAUCAACCACCCCCUUACAGCAGUGUUGUAAUCCCCCCAGAACUUGAUGGGGGACAACCUAGCCAAUCAGAAAGGCCCGUGACACAUAGACUGGAAAGACGAGUGGGCUCAGAGGGGGCUAUGACCCCAGGAGGAAGCCCUGGAAGAGUUCUGAUCAGCCUUCGGCUUCGGGGACCGCGGGUCAUAUCCACUGCUCCUGAUCUGCAGAGCUUGAGGGCAACCCCCAAAAGGGAGCCUCUUACUCCACCCCCUGCCUAUGAUGUCUGCUUUGCUCACCCUGAUGAUGAUAAUGUUUUCUAUGAAAACAACUGGACACUCCCCUAAGCAACUCUCUCAGGACUUAUGGCUCUACAUCAGACCCAUUCAUUCAUUUGACCAGCAUUUCCCAGCGCCCACCAUGUGUCAGGAACCGCAUUUCUGCCUGGACAUCAAAAAUGGGGACUUGAAUCCAGAGGGGAGUCGGGCUAUGGUAAGCCUUUCCCAAUGAAGAAAUGGGUAACAGAA